AUGUUUUUAAAUAGAAUCCCCAAAUCACUCUCGAGAAGAUCAUAUUCUCUUACGACAAAUGCAAUAAAGCAAAAUACAUCGAAAUCAAAAUCAUAUUCCAAAUGGUUAACCACAGGUGCCAUACUUACAGGUAUCAGCACCUCGACUUUACUCUACACAGACUCCUUAACUGCAGAGGCAAUGACCGCUGCAGAACAUGGUCUUCAUCCUCCUGCCUUUGCUUGGUCACAUAAUGGACCCUUGGAAACAUUCGAUCAUGCAUCCAUUAGAAGGGGUUAUCAAGUCUACAGAGAAGUUUGUGCAGCCUGUCAUUCAUUAGACAGAGUCGCAUGGAGAACCAUGGUAGGAGUCUCUCAUUCCGAGGAUGAAGUGAAAGCUAUGGCUGAAGAAUUCGAAUACGAUGAUGAGCCUGAUGAACAAGGUAAUCCUAAGAAAAGAAUUGGGAAAUUGGCUGAUUAUAUCCCAGGUCCAUACCCUAAUGAACAAGCUGCUCGUGCUGCUAAUCAAGGUGCUUUACCUCCAGAUUUAUCUUUGAUCGUGAAAGCGAGACAUGGUGCUGCUGAUUAUAUCUUUUCAUUGUUAACUGGUUAUCCAGAUGAUCCUCCAAGUGGUGUCGUUUUGCCUCCAGGUUCUAAUUAUAAUCCUUAUUUCCCAGGUGGAUCAAUCGCUAUGGCUAGAGUCCUAUUUGAUGAUUUGGUAGAAUAUGAGGAUGGGACACCUGCAACGACUUCUCAAAUGGCUAAAGAUGUUACAACGUUUUUGAAUUGGGCUGCUGAACCAGAACAUGAUGAAAGGAAAAGAUUAGGUUUGAAGGCAAUGUUGAUAUUGUCAACCUUGUAUUUAUUAUCCGUUUGGGUUAAGAAAUUCAAAUGGGCUGGUAUUAAGAAUAGAAAAUUUGUAUUUAAUCCUCCAAAGACAUCUGCUUCAUCAUCUACUCAUCCAUCAACUUUGACCAAACCUUCUAAGUUCACUCAACCACCAAAGAAAGAUUAA
Molecule: messenger RNA, 993 nt
Organism: Naumovozyma dairenensis CBS 421
Lineage: Eukaryota; Fungi; Ascomycota; Saccharomycetes; Saccharomycetales; Saccharomycetaceae
Gene: CYT1
Product: ubiquinol--cytochrome-c reductase catalytic subunit CYT1
Exons: 1
Coding region: 1-993 (330 amino acids)
Biological process (GO): mitochondrial electron transport, ubiquinol to cytochrome c
Molecular function (GO): electron transfer activity; heme binding
Source: RefSeq, a predicted model, not a curated record